GGUGUUGAAUGACCAAAUUACCCUUGAGAUCUUUUGAUUUGUGCGAAUAUGUCGGGUGAUUUUUGUGAAUUUGAAAUCAAUUUUCUUGUGGCAAAUAAAAAUACUGAUCUAAAAAUAUGGGAAAUAGAAAGGAACCAAUUUUCUACCACAAAUUUGAAAAUAGAAAAUCCAAAAGAUUGACUCUUAAAAGAUUAUGAUGAACCCAUCUCUAUCUCAACAUGUCAUACAUCCUUUGUUUUAUUUUGUUGAAAUUUCUUCAUGGUUCAUUCUUCUUUUUCUUUUCCCACAAAUUUAGCAUAAAGCAAAAAAAAAAAAAAAUCUAAUAAUAAGUAGUGAUUGUGCAAAUAAAUGUGUUGCAGGUAUACCAGUUAGCAAUAACCGUUAAAUGUGAGUACCGUAAUGUAAUUUACAAUUCGUUUCAUCUUGGCGCACACGUGUCGGUAAGAAAAGUCUACCUGGCAACCAUCUCCACAGGUAGCAGCAUUUCGCGUGGGGCCCAUUUGAAAAUUUGUCUGGAUCGCAGGGUCCCACGCACUUAAAACGCCACCGUUUUCAGGCCCGCAAAGGUACAGCUGUUAUCUCCACUCUUUGGUUCCAUCGAACACUGCUUCUGGCACUCGAGAAUCCCAAAUUUCACACACAUAAUCCCCACCGUUACUGCGUGACUGAGCAAUGGCGUCGGCGUUUGGAGCAGCGACCGCAUCGGCGGCGGCCUCCGUGACGGAGAAUGCCCACAAAUCCUCCACUUGUUUACCCCUCGGCCGCCAUCGUCAUUCCUUCCUCCGCUCAAAUUCCAACAAGGUUUCCUUUCGCCUGUCUCCCAGGUCCAGGCUCCACUUCUCAUCCAAGACUGGUUGGAACUGUUCUGCCAUGAUAAAAGCUCAAUUGAACGAGGUUGCUGUGGACGGUUCCCCAAAAGCUGCAGCCUCCACUGCUAGCAAAUCAGAGCUUUUAUCUGUCGAAGCCAAGGAUGUGAAGUUAUCUAACGAGUCUCCACCAACUGUUUUGGCAACGGAAGAAUCAAUAAGUGAAUUCAUUACACAAGUUUCAAGCCUUCUCAAGUUGGUUGAUUCCAAAGAUAUUGUGGAAUUGCACUUGAAACAACUUGACUGUGAGAUCUUAAUACGUAAAAAGGAGGCCUUACCUCCACCUCCUACUCCUGCUAUUACGUAUGUUCAGUCACAACCCCAGCCUUCAUUACUGCCUCCAGUUUCGGCUCCUUCUCCUGCACCAACUGCAGCGCCUUCCCCUGCGCUAACUCCACCACCUUCUCCGCCCAAAGCUCAGCCACCUAAGUCGGCUCAUCCACCUCUGAAAUGUCCCAUGGCCGGAACUUUCUACAGAAGCCCAGGACCUGGGGAGCCAGCAUUUGUGAAGGUUGGAGAUAAAGUACAGAAGGGACAGGUUCUAUGCAUCAUCGAGGCCAUGAAAUUGAUGAAUGAAAUUGAAUCCGAUAGGUCUGGAACAAUAGUCGAGAUUGUUGCAGAAGAUGGCAAGCCAGUCAGUGUCGACACUCCUCUGUUUGUGAUUGAACCAUAGAGCAGAUGAAACCAAAAGCUGCACGAGGUGUUCAUCCUCCUAUUACGAUGAAUGUUUUGAAAUGCUGAAAUUAAUUUAAUUUUCAUCUUUCUUUUUGUUUGCUGGAUGAGACCUAGUUAGAAAUCGAACCAAAAUGAGGUGAUCGUGAUUUGUUCGUCAUUAAAAAUUAGAAGUUGUUGGGAGUGUUUUAUGUUUUUGUUUAAUGAGCAAUACUACUAGUUAAACAAUCUUUACUAAGAUGUGAGGAUAUGUGUCUUUGUAGUACUAAGUACUUUAGAUACUCUAUUUAUGUAAUAGUUUGUUCUGUAAUAACUGCUUUUUUCCUUGGUA
This is a messenger RNA of Erythranthe guttata (spotted monkey flower), 1869 nucleotides long. Its product is annotated as biotin carboxyl carrier protein of acetyl-CoA carboxylase 1, chloroplastic. Gene Ontology annotation, biological process: fatty acid biosynthetic process. Gene Ontology annotation, cellular component: acetyl-CoA carboxylase complex. Gene Ontology annotation, molecular function: acetyl-CoA carboxylase activity. The record is from RefSeq and is a predicted model, not a curated record. Lineage: Eukaryota; Viridiplantae; Streptophyta; Magnoliopsida; Lamiales; Phrymaceae.